CAAGCUAAGCGUGUCUACCACACUGUAGCCGGAGGCCGGAGCAACUUGUAGAUGUAGCCCAGGACGAUCCUGCAGGUAGCUAGCAGUGCAAAGCCCUCCUAGCUAGCUUAGCUACUACCAGCUCCGAUCCUGUGCUGCUGCCAUGGAGAAUCCCUACACGAGCUUCUUCAACAGCCAUCCGCAGCACCACCGCUACUACUACCACCCCGCGCCGCCACCGCCAGCGCCGGCGCCAGCCGCCUACCACCCCUCCCUGCCUUUCUUCGCUGCGCACCGCCAGCCACCUGCUCCGACGGCGCCCGCCCCGCCCUCGCCCCCGCUCCGGGAAGCCCUGCCGCUGCUCUCCCUGGCCCCCACGCGGCAUGAGGAGCGGGAGCGCCGCGCCCGGCCACCGGCACCAGCGUUGGAGGAUUCUGAAGAGAACGGCCGGGACGAGGGAGAAGAAGAGCAGGAGGAGGAGGAGGGCCCCACCGCGAGCAGCAAGAGCAACCACGGCCAGCACCAGCGCCUGGGAGUGGGACGACAGCGAGGGUUCUUCGCCGACCUGAACGCCAGCGCGGCGGGUGACGAUGACGACCCGAUGGACGUGGAGCCGGAGGCUGCAGCCGACGGCUCCGGCUCCGGCUCCGCGGCGGCGGGCGACGACGUGACCGUGGCGCUGCGCAUCGGUCUGCCGCUGCCGGGACCUGCCGAGCUGGUCUCGGACCUCUCCUCUUCCGGCGGCGCCCGCAGGCAACAGCACCAGCACGACGGCGGCGGCGGCGAGGAGGAGGAGGAGGAUGAGGAGGGUGACGGGGAGAACGGUGGCGGCGGCGAGGAGGAAGGAACCACCGCGGCGGCGCCGCUAGGGUUCCCGUCCUCGCCGAUUGGGCGGCUCAACAAGGGGCAGUACUGGAUCCCGACGCCGUCGCAGAUCCUCAUCGGCCCGACGCAGUUCUCCUGCCCCGUCUGCUUCAAGACCUUCAACCGCUACAACAACAUGCAGAUGCACAUGUGGGGUCACGGGUCACAGUACCGCAAGGGCCCGGAGUCGCUGCGGGGCAUCCAGCCGACGGCCAUGCUGCGGCUGCCGUGCUACUGCUGCUCGCCGGGGUGCCGCAACAACAUCGACCACCCGCGCGCCAAGCCGCUCAAGGACUUCCGCACGCUGCAGACGCACUACAAGCGCAAGCACGGCCUCAAGCCCUUCCUCUGCCGCCGCUGCGGCAAGGCCUUCGCCGUCAAGGGCGACUGGCGCACGCACGAGAAGAACUGCGGCAGGCUCUGGUACUGCCUCUGCGGCUCCGAGUUCAAGCACAAGCGCUCGCUCAAGGACCACGCCCGCGCCUUCGGCCGCGGCCACGGCUUCGUCGGCGGCGGCCCUCCUGGCGCCGGGUGCGGCGGGGGACUCGACGACGACGAUGACGGCGCUGUUUCCGACGUCGAGCACGACGGUGCCGCCACGGCGGCCAGGUCGAUGUGACCGAUCCAUGCAGCUGCCAUCUAUGGAUCGAUCGAGCUCUCUAUAUUCCUAGCCGGCCGGCAGGUCAAUAUUAUAUAUACUUAUUAGUAGGCCGACCGACUGGUGCAAGUGCAAAAGAAAAUCUGUUGUACCAUAUAGUAACAGAUUAUCAAGCUGUUCUUUCAUUUUGCAGCUGCUGUAGCGCUACUGCUAUAUAGAGUCGGUUCUCUUCGUCUGCUCCGUCCUAGUUAAGUGCAGCACACGGCUCAUCCCUGGCACGAGAAAUAAAUCACGGGCAUGCGUGUGUCAACAGCUAGAAUAUGUGCUCGAUUGAUGCACAGUGUGUUAGAAUUUAUUGUCCAUUUUCUAAUAAUAUUUUUUACUGUUGAAGUUCA
This is a messenger RNA of Zea mays, 1836 nucleotides long. RefSeq lists its product as uncharacterized. The transcript has 2 exons. The coding region runs from base 143 to 1462 and encodes 439 amino acids. The record is from RefSeq and is marked validated. Lineage: Eukaryota; Viridiplantae; Streptophyta; Magnoliopsida; Poales; Poaceae. Gene Ontology annotation, molecular function: DNA-binding transcription factor activity. Gene Ontology annotation, cellular component: nucleus. Gene Ontology annotation, biological process: anatomical structure development; regulation of gene expression.